GUUUGUUGUGAUUUCAUCGCUAAAAAUAUCAGCGGUUUUCCAGUAAAGGAGCAAAGUUUGCUGCCUUGGUGCGUGACGAAUAUGUGCGGAGUGUUUUCCUUCCAGCGAAUCAUCCACACCCUUUAGUGGCAACUCGCUAGCCAUGAAAUAAUCGUACCGCUGCAAUCGUGCAAUCGAUCCGAACAGUGUGUGUGCGUGUGCGUGUGUGGGCAACUGGAACAAAUGCUUAAACUACACAACUAGUUUGUUGUUUUGCUGCACAGUACACGAGCGUUGAUCGAGUGGAAAAUGAGUACCCGGCCAAGCCCUGCACCCUUCAAGCGAUCGAUCGAUGGGCUGUUCAACGUGUGGCUGAACCUGCGGAACCAGGGCCACGAGAAGCCGCUGCGCAACGCUCUCUACAAUGUGCUCGUCGUCGGGGUGAUCGCGGUCGUGAUCGGCGUCACCCUGGUGCUGGCCCCCUUCUUCAAGCCGCUACUGUGGGCGUUCCUGUUCGGGGCGGUGCUGUUUCCGGCCAAGAAACGGCUCUCCGCCUCGCUCAAGCGCUGGAUCGAGCGAAUCGAGAAGGAUGACAAAUACCUGUUGCUGGGUGUGCUGAGUGCGCCGCUCUGCUGGGUGGAUUCACUGGGCGAGUUUCUCACCGGCUGGCUGAAGGAGCAUUUGAAAAUCAUCACCGGACUGGUCGGCGGGCUGGUAACGCUGCGCUUCAUACUGUGGCUAACACCGAGCGAGGUGUUUUUCUCCAUCUGGAACUUUAUCGUGUGGAUCCAUUCGCUGUUCCGUACGCUGCUCGGGUCGCUCUCGCUGCAGAUGGUGGUCGUGAUACUGGUCGUGUACGUCGUCAGCGUAUACUUCCUCUGGACGCCGGACCAUUCGCUGCCCUUCCUGGUGAUUGGACAGUUUCUGUGGAUGGUAAUCGUCGGGUACGGGAGCAGCUUCCUCGGAGCACUGCAGGUGCCCGUAUUUCUCGGCCUACUAACCUACGGCUUGAUAGGGUUGAUUUACAACCUACAGAAAGAUGAGCGCAACGUGCGCUUCAUCGACAAAUGGCACAGCCUACUGGACGUGACCAGCUACCGGUUGGACGAUUCCUCCGUCGCCAUGAACGCCCAUGCCCAUCCGGAAGCAUCGAGAAUAGAGGAAAUUAAAGCGAAACUGCACCUAGACGUUUCGGCAACACCGCAACUUUCGAGCACGAUGAACGAAACGCCCGGUCACGGUAGUACCUAUCCGGCCAGCAUGCUAACAAACGUGGAAUCGCUCGAAAGCGACACCUACUUCCGGCUGCUGUUUUACGCGUGCGGUGCCACGCUUGUUUGGAUGCACACGUGGCUACUGUUCCUGUGCUGUAUUCCCAUCUUCCUGCACAUCGUACGGAAGGCGGCCGAAUUGUUGGGCAUCGUUGCGUACGUAUCGCAGCAGGCCGAUCACUACUGGCUAGUGCUAAAGCUGUGGCUGUUUCCACGCCAUGCGGCACUGCUUCCGCUCUGUCUGCCGGGAAUAUUACGGCUGAACACAAACAUUCACCGCUACGCUUGUGCAAAGCUGCGCUCGUACAUUGACGACAUCACUUCGAUCGUGAUGAUCGGCUUCCUGAUCGUCCUCGUCAUGCUGAUCAGUGUGUUUGCCUUCACGCAAAUCUACUCGGAAGCGAUAGCGGUCGCACAGCUAGGCUCGAAUCUUGUCAACCGCACGCUUAUACACCGACCGGAACUGAUUGAAAUGUUACCAAUCGACAUGCAAUCGAUGGACAACAUCAUCGACAACGCGUACAAGUACGGUCGCUCACAUAUCGAACAGUACGUCGAUGGUAUCUUCAACGAUACCGAUCCGACACAGGCAAUCAAGCUGAAGAUGCAGAUCCUUAGCGUUUGGGACCGGCUGAUACAGAGCUGGAUGGACCGGAGCAAUGGCGAGGGCCUGGUGGGACCGCGGGUUCCCGCUCAAGCAAUUCGCAUGACAAUAGAUGAGAUUUUUAUAAAUCCAAUCACGAAAGCUGGUCUUAUUGGUUUCAUCAAGAGCAAUUUCGGGAUGCUCUGGGAGGUGGCUGAUUCGCUGUGGAUGCUGUUGCGUACUAAUCUGACGCUGCUGCUGUCCGCGGUCGGCACCCUGGUGUCGGCCAUUCUAGGCGGUGGGCAUGCAGUUUUGAAAUUUUUAUUCCACACGAUAAUUUUCUUCACCACCCUGUUUUACCUGCUGCAAAGCAGCCAGGAUCGAUACGCACCAACGGCCAUUACCAUCAACAAUUCAUGGGGCCCGCGCAUCAUACAAGCGCUGGAAGACUCGAUAUCGAGCGUCGUCGUAGCCACGCUAAAGCUGGCCCUGUUCCAUGGACUGUUUACCUGGCUGACGCAUACCGUGUUUGGGGCGCACAUCGUCUAUCUGCCGGCAGUGCUGGCCUCAAUACUGGCGGCCGCCCCCUUCCUCGAGACGUACUGGUGCAGUGCGCCCGCCUUUCUCGAUCUGUGGCUGUCGCAGGAUCGGUUUUGGCUUGGCGUCACGCUGGUGCUGAUACACUUUAUCGUCCCGUCCAACUUCAAUCCGAUCAUACAUUCGGAGAUAAAAGGUGGUGGCCAUCCGUACCUGACGGGACUGUCAAUUGCCGGUGGAAUGUACCUGUUCGGGCUGGAGGGAGCAUUGUUAGGGCCGCUACUGCUUUGCUUGCUAGUCGUUUUGUUUGAAGUUACCAUUAGCGCUAUCCGAGAUAGCCCGGCCACGCCGCAAACCAGAAAAUCUAGCCUAGACACAAACAACGAUAUCUAUUCACCCGCGACGACCAAACCGACCACCGCUCCAUCGGCUGCCUAUUUGAUGCGGACCAAAGAUGGCAAGUUUCUAAACUCACCGCUGACCAUGAACUGCACCACAUCGCCCAUGUGCAUGACCGUGCGCGGCACCCCGUUACACUAACGCGCCUCCUAACCGUUCGCUUGGCUUGGUGUGCAUCAACUUCCUUCCCUGUUUUAAUCCACUAAACAGCUCAUCUCACCAUUGACACAUACUCAUCCGAUCCGAGCUUCUUUGGCACCUAACCAUGCCAUAUGAAAAGUUCUUGUUGUUCGUUAUUACCUACCGUGUGUAUUUUAUGCUUGUGUAUCCUUCACCCCUUACCCCAUUUACCUCCCCCCACCACUCGUUCCGUUGUGCAUGUAAUUGCAUUCCGCAACCAAUCAUACCCCUCCCACCAAUGUCUCAGCAGCAACUUCCGGUACGCCGCAUUCCAGGAGCAGAUGAGCGUGGGCGGACGUGGUGCUGCUGCUCCUACUGCUGUGGCACCGACGGCACAAUCUGGGACAGGGACGACCAAUG
Anopheles coluzzii is the source of this 3309-nucleotide messenger RNA. Its product is annotated as transmembrane protein 245. The record is from RefSeq and is a predicted model, not a curated record. The coding region runs from base 289 to 2910 and encodes 873 amino acids. The transcript is spliced from 7 exons. Lineage: Eukaryota; Metazoa; Arthropoda; Insecta; Diptera; Culicidae.